AUGAGUGCAUCGAAUGAACCUAUGGUGAACACCUUGUCGGGAGGCGAGGCUAGUCCGAUGGAAAAGAACAAGUUCGUGACCGUUACUACUGGAGCAUACACCCGGAUGGUUAUAAUAGGUAUAGGUUACUUGUUCCCUAUCUCUGCUAUUUGGGCAGCCUUCGACUACUGGAAGACCCUAUUCCCUGACAAGAACAUUGAGUUCGUGGUCACUUGUCUGUACCAGUUCGGUUCGGUCAUGACGGUCCUCAUCCUUUCCUUGGGCAAGUCUAUGAAGUUCCAUCGACGGAUCCUGGGUGGCUUCAGCGGACAAUUCUGCUGCUUGUUCGUCAUCUUUCUUUUCCGUUGGUUGGGACUACCCGCCGAGGUCGUUUAUGACAUCUUACUCGGCCUAGUGUUCUUGAUGUCUGUGGUGACUGGGUUUUUGGAUUCCGCUUUACUAGCUCUGAACUCGCAAUAUUCGCCCAAGAUGCAGGAGGCUCUACAGAUCGGCAUCGGUUUCUCUACUUUUGUGUCUGUCGUUUACCGAGACAUUACCAAGCUUAUCUCGACCUCCCAGGCUGACUCAACAUCCAUCUACUUUUUGGCUGCUCUCGCAACGGUGGUAGUUUGUAUCACAAGUUACGUGUCUCUCAUGAAGAUGCCGAUCUCUGCUCACAUCCACGAGGACGAGGUUUCAUCCAGCCAGGAGACUCUACUGGAUAAGAAAGAAGAAGAGGAGGUGGACAUUUGGAAGGUUCUCCGCAGAGUGUGGUUCAACGAGCUCGUCAUCUUCCUACAGUUCGUUUUGACUACGGCUUGCUAUCCUGCUGUAAGUCCUAAGCCUUGUGCGUUGGAGGAACCAUCCGCUCGUCGAAUUUCCAUCAGAUCCUCACUGCUAUUCCUUGCUAUACUUUAA
This is a messenger RNA of Perkinsus marinus ATCC 50983, 897 nucleotides long. RefSeq names its product equilibrative nucleoside transporter, putative. NCBI's taxonomy places the organism in Eukaryota, Perkinsozoa, Perkinsida, Perkinsidae. Gene Ontology annotation, molecular function: nucleoside transmembrane transporter activity. Bases 1 to 897 code for a protein of 298 amino acids. The transcript is spliced from 6 exons. Gene Ontology annotation, cellular component: plasma membrane. Gene Ontology annotation, biological process: nucleoside transmembrane transport. The record is from RefSeq and is a predicted model, not a curated record.